AGUUGAAGUUGAGCUUGAGUAUGAUAACUACAAUGGUACCUUUGUUUUUUGGGACAAGGACGUUAUUCCUUACAUGAAAUUGAGUGCAAAGGAGUUAAGAGAAGUUAUGAAGAAGGCUGGUGAAGAUAACCCUAAGAUUUGGCCUGUUCACCUUGAUGUGUUGUUGAACAAACAAAUGGUUUUCCGUGUCAAAUAUCAAUCGAGUUUCGAGCAAUUCUCUAUCGUCACAAUACUUAACGAGGACAACCUUUUCAACACUUUUGACAACCACCUCUGCCCUAAUGAGCUUACUUCAAAUGCUGCUGUUAUGGAUAAUGAAGCCAACACUCCUACCGAUCAUCCAAUUCAACCAACUGUUACACAGUCUGAAGAACUAGAGCUAACUGCACAACCAUCCUUGGUUGCAAACCUUUCAGGGAGCCCAACUACAAGCUCUAGCUCCACUCCUGCCAAGCGUGUUGCUGCAUCAACCAGUGUAAAUGAACCCACUCUGGCUGAAGAACUGACCCCUAAGCAAUCUGCUACGAAGGCCAAGUCUGGGAAGAAAAUCAAACAUAUCAAGAAGGAGUAAUUUGGGAGAGCCUCAUUCAGAAGCCAUAUCUUUUUUGAUGCAACUUUUUAUUUGACACCUUCUAUGUAAGGAAACUAUUCAAGUACUAUAUGUUUUGUAGUUUGAU
Molecule: messenger RNA, 677 nt
Organism: Vicia villosa (hairy vetch)
Lineage: Eukaryota; Viridiplantae; Streptophyta; Magnoliopsida; Fabales; Fabaceae
Exons: 4
Coding region: 74-571 (165 amino acids)
Source: RefSeq, a predicted model, not a curated record